Scleropages formosus (Asian bonytongue) is the source of this 2093-nucleotide messenger RNA. It is a transcript of the gene hmbox1b, whose product is annotated as homeobox containing 1 b. Gene Ontology annotation, molecular function: double-stranded telomeric DNA binding. The coding region runs from base 283 to 1704 and encodes 473 amino acids. The transcript has 10 exons. The record is from RefSeq and is a predicted model, not a curated record. Gene Ontology annotation, biological process: positive regulation of DNA-templated transcription. Lineage: Eukaryota; Metazoa; Chordata; Actinopteri; Osteoglossiformes; Osteoglossidae. Gene Ontology annotation, cellular component: nucleus.
CGCUGAAAAGAACUACCAAUCGGGCGCGAUCAUCAUCCAGCUUUCUGAUGUUGAUGUCAAUAUGGCCUCUGUCAGACAGACAAAGGCAAGUCAGUCUCGCCUUUGACUGAAAUCAAACAAGGGGAAGAAACGCACCUCCGGGGCUCGGAAAAAGAAGAAACUCAGUGUGCGCGAAGUGUGUUGGGCGAAGCGGGGAACGAGAAUUACUGUGGAGCUGCUGUAAAAACCAUACUGUUAAAUGGUGUGCUGGAUACAGGCGCUGUCUGGAUUCACAGUGAAAGGAUGUCCCACUACACAGAUGAGCCGCGCUUCACCAUUGAGCAGAUCGACCUGCUGCAGCGGCUGCGGCGCACCGGCAUGACCAAGCAGGAGAUCCUGCAUGCACUCGACACCCUGGAGCGGCUGGACCGCGAGCACGGUGACAAAUUCGGCCGCCGGCCUGCCUACAGUGGCACUGGGCCUGAGGGCCCAGCUGGGGCCCAUGUCGGCACCGCCGCUGCAGCCUCCUUUUCAUCUACUUCUUGUUCAACUGCCUCCUCAUCCACUGCCACCGCCGCAACACAGACGCAGUUCCAUAGUGGCCUGUCGCCAUCACCCAGCAGCGGCUACGAUACCUCCCCACCUCCUCCAGCACCACCACCCGCCGUAGUGCCAACUGCUGCCAUCUCACUGGCCGUUGUGGCCCACAACGGGCGGGAUGGCCUGGCAGGUAUGCCCAACGGCAAGCUGUCCCCACCGCGUUACCCCACAGGUGGCUCCAAUGCCGCAGCGGUGGUGGCUGCACGCGCCUUGGGGUUCGAGACUCCCGAAGAGGAACUGGACAUUGACGACAAGGUGGAGGAACUCAUGAGGAGGGACAGCGGCAUCGUCAAAGAAGAAAUCAAGGCCUUCCUGAGUAAUCGGCGCAUCUCUCAGGCAGUAGUGGCCCAGGUCACAGGUAUCAGCCAGAGCCGGAUCUCCCACUGGCUUCUGCAGCAGGGCUCGGACCUCAGCGAACAGAAGAAACGAGCCUUCUACCGCUGGUACCAGCUAGAGAAGACCACCCCAGGUGCCACUCUGAAUAUGCGUCCUGCUCCCCUGGCCAUGGAUGAUGUAGAGUGGAGGCAGACUCCUCCCCCCAUCACCUCCACACCCGGCAGCUUCCGCCUACGCCGAGGGAGCCGCUUCACCUGGAGGAAGGAAUGUCUCGCUGUGAUGGAAAGCUACUUCAAUGAGAACCAGUACCCUGAUGAGGCUAAAAGAGAGGAAAUUUCCAAUGCCUGUAAUGCUGUCAUACAGAAACCAGGGAAGAAGUUGUCAGACUUGGAGCGCGUCACCUCUCUGAAGGUCUACAACUGGUUCGCCAAUCGACGGAAGGAGAUCAAGCGCAGAGCCAACAUUGAAGCAACAAUCCUGGAGAGUCAUGGCAUAGACGUACAGAGCCCAGGUGGCCACUCCAACAGCGAUGAUGUUGAUGGCAGCGACUUCACCGAGCAGGGCUGCGAUGUCAAUUAUUUUGACAAAAGACCAGCACCCAGAUCGUUUGGCUUCUACAGACUUGAACCUUCAUCACCAACACAGGAUGAGAGUACCAGCCAGAGUGACCACCAGGACCCUAUCUCACUGGCCGUGGAGAUGGCUGCUGUAAACCAUACGAUCCUGGCAUUGUCGCGGCCAGGCUCCACCCCUAGUGACAUCAAAACAGAGACACUGGACGAUGACUGAGCAGGCAAGCGCGGUGCUUGUGGGGAGGGGGCAAUGAAAGAGUGCAGCCGUCUUAUUCUCACAGCCGCUGACAGUGACCAAAAUGAGAAGGUAACAUGUAGACCCUUGGAGCUGUCAAUCAUGAAUAUACCCAGCUUGCCCCCACCUCCUACACCAGGGGUGUGCAGUUGUGGUCCCUGAGAGCCACAAAGUACACUGGUCCCUGUACUACCUGAGUUCUUAAUUACUCCUAAUUAUUCAUCAGGAUUGUGAUUGCUAAGCAUUGCACAGUUCAUAUCAUGAAUGCUUUUUCUGAACUUGCUAUAAUUAUUUUGAUCAUGAUAAAGCCAAAUUGUAGAUAAGUGUUACAUGUCCAUUAUUCUGAUGUUUUUUUUUUUUUUUUAAUGAAA